Messenger RNA from Penicillium macrosclerotiorum, 708 nucleotides. RefSeq lists its product as uncharacterized. NCBI's taxonomy places the organism in Eukaryota, Fungi, Ascomycota, Eurotiomycetes, Eurotiales, Aspergillaceae. The transcript has a single exon. The record is from RefSeq and is a predicted model, not a curated record. The coding region runs from base 1 to 708 and encodes 235 amino acids.
AUGGCUUCUUUUACGCAGAAUCUUGGGGACCUCCAACCACUAGCAGUAUUUUGCGGUCAGCCUCAAUCCCACCAAUUCAUCGGAACAGUCAAAAAUCUUGGGGAUAUAUGGCGUCAGCUUGAAGAACGACCGCUGAAUAUCGAUUCGAGCUCUGUAGCAAUUGUCACCAAAUUUGGCUUACAGAUCGAACUGAAAAAUGUCUUUGACAAAGAACAAAAGACAACAGUCGAGUUAUCGAGUUUGAUAUCUCAGAUACCACCAAAGUUACUAAACGCACGUCAUUAUGAGAUCGAACCCGAAUUUCAAUCGAACUUCUUUGUCCGGAAUUUUGAAGACUUCCGGCCAGAGGAUGAUGGGGACCUUUCGAUGAACGAGGAUGAACUAGGUGAAAUUUUCCCUCGUCCGGUCUUCCGCUUUUAUGAAAAGUGGGUAGAUCAAUGGGAAAAUAACUUCAGGGAACGAUUAGUGGAGUCUGGGAACUACCACACACCAAUUUUUGAGACUGUGAACGAGGAAGUAGCCUGGAAUGUGACCGGGCUGUUACUAGCCUGGAGAAUCCUGAUGUCGCCUCAUAUUCUGAGUAUCGUCUAUCACUCGUCUACAGCGAAGAAAUACUAUUUAUUGACAGGGAAGGAAACGGAGGUCAUCUCCCAGUUUCUUCAAGACCAAGUGGCUCUCUUGGAACAGAAGCAUCCUUCGAAUCCGUAA